AUGGAGGUUAGGGUUUAUUAUUUAGGUGACAGUUGUUGGAGAAACACUUUAACUUGUGAUGCUUUCCCUGCGUUGAGUGUUCAUGGAGCUUAUGUGUGUGGCCAUUUAAACUGGUUAGCACUUCCCAAAUGCGGUCCUGGGUAUCGCUGGGGAACUGUUACAAUCAACGAGUUAGAAAUUUUUUCUUACGAUUUGAAGAAUGAGAAAUGUAGUUAUUUAUCUAUGCCUGAUGGUCUUUCUGAAGUGCCUCCGGAUGUGCCUGUGCUUGAGGUCUUGAAGGGUUGUUUGUGUCUUUCCCAUCAUCAAGGGACUUGUUUUGUUGUUUGGAUAAUGAGAGAGUUUGGAGUUGCAAAAUCAUGGACACUGUUGCUGAAUGUAAGUUAUGAAGAUCUUCAUAUUCGUGUUCUUCAUGGCUUGCCAGCUCUUCCAGUGAUUUUGUGUUUGUCUCAGAAUGAUGAUGUUAUGUUGCUUGCAAGCUACGAUACUGCGGAAUUUAUUUUAUACAAUAAGAAAGACAAUAGUAUAGAUGGUCGUGAACUUUUCAAUGACGACAAGUUUUUCUUUUUCUCAUAUGACUUCGUUCAGAGCUUGGUUUUGCCAUAUCAGAAUUAG
This is a messenger RNA of Vigna unguiculata (cowpea), 612 nucleotides long. RefSeq names its product F-box/kelch-repeat protein At3g23880-like. Gene Ontology annotation, molecular function: protein binding. NCBI's taxonomy places the organism in Eukaryota, Viridiplantae, Streptophyta, Magnoliopsida, Fabales, Fabaceae. The record is from RefSeq and is a predicted model, not a curated record.